GGACAGGGUGCCUGACUUGCAAGUACGUCUUAUUAUGCCCAAGCCUGAUGGCCAGCUAGCUAUCCAGUCAGCCAGCCAAUAGGUAACGAUCAGCAAGUAUUGUGUUUCUUUUUUUUAACCUUCUUGCAGGGCCCGAAAAGUGAAAUGUGAUGAAGCCAAGCCACACUGCAAUCGCUGUCUCAACACCGGCCGCAAAUGUGACGGCUACGUUUCCAAGCCGACCCCAGGAUUACUGUGGCACCGGCCUCGCCAGAUGUUCACGAGCAUCGACAGCGCCAGCGAAGCCCGGGCGCUUCAGUUUUUCUGCGAGCGGACGGCGCGGUUCCUCUCCGGCGCCACGGAUCCCUAUUUCUGGACCCACCUCGUCAUGCAGUUCAGCAACUUCGAGCCCGCCGUCAGACACUCCGUCGUCGCCAUCAGCGCCCUGUACGAGGAGCUGCAGUCCGACUCCGGGCCCAAGUCGGCCGCCAUACUGAAGCAGAACAGGCUCGCGCUGCAGCACUACAACGCCGCGAUCCGCGAGCUCAAGUCCACCGACAACCAGCCCCUGGUCCUGCUCGUCUGCAUCCUCUUCAUCUGCAUCGAGUUCCUGCAGGCGGACAAGAAGGCCGCCAUCCAGCACUGCAAGUACGGCAUUGCGCUCGUCGAGCACGUCAACUACUCCUGGGCGCGCGAGCAUCUGGUGCCCGUGUUUCGACGACUGAGCGCCUUCCCGUUCUACUUCGGGGAGAAGGACGAUUUCCCCGACAUAGCUCCCCUGGACGACCCCCUCCCCGCAUGCUUCAGCUCCUUUGUGGACGCGGAGUCGGCGAUGGACGGCCUUACGGCCCGGACGUUAAGGCUGGUGCGGCAUGGUGACGGACACCGCUUCGGGAACUCGAGGUACUCGACGAUUCCGUACGAGCAGCUCGCCGAGCAGGAGAAGCUGGAGGCUGCGCUGGCCCAGUGGCAGGUUUUGUUCAAAGCCUUGGAUGGCGGCAGCCCGGUGUCGCCACCCACGCCGCCGUCAGAGGAUGGGGAGGCGGAAGAGGACUCGGCUCAGUUGACGUUGAAGACUAUCCUGCUAGUGCGCCACGAGGUCUGUCAGAUAUGGCUCGACAUCGCCUUCGAGGCCGACGAGAUGUGCUACGACUGCCACACCGCCGCGUUCCGGCGUAUCGUCGACGCUGCUACGGUUCUCAAAUCCGCCAAUGCCAAUGCCAGCACCACAACCCCCUCCGACGACAAAAACAAUCCCACUUUCGUUUUCGAGACGGGUCUCACGCCGAUGCUCCAUUUUGUCGCUACGAAGUGUCGGCACUUAGACAUGCGGCUUGAGGCCUUGCGCCUGAUCAAGGCCGUUGGGAAGCCGAGAGAGAAUCUGUGGGAGGCGAAUCAGAUGUAUGCGUUGGCCCGCCGGGUGAUUGAGCUAGAGCACGGCGUCCGACUGGAUGGAUCAGGGUACCCUGUUGCGCCGGCAUCGCACCCCGGCUUGCCGGCUGAUGAGAAGAGGAUACGGUUUACGUCGACGGACAUCAAGCCAUCGGCACAUAUCGAUAUCAAUGGGAAGGAGAAGUGUGGGUGGCCGGUUGGGUUUAUCAUGCGCAGCCCGCAGAACUCGAUGUAUCUUCACACCGAGUUCAUCGACCAAUCGUAUCAGUCAUGAAGGCUGAUCUCAUCUCAUCUCAUCUCACCUCACCCCUUCUCGUCUUGUCUAUAUUCAACUCAUUUCAUAUCAUAUUAUUGAGGGAGGGUUGAUUGCUUUCCUACUUCUAUCUUGAUACCCCAGCAUGGCCUUUUGGAGUUCGGGCACCAGCUUUGUCUUACAGAUUUACCCACCUGCUUUAAGCAUAGGUACAUAUUGAAACAAAUUACAAUGAAAUUAGCUACAAA
Messenger RNA from Hypoxylon fragiforme, 1872 nucleotides. RefSeq lists its product as uncharacterized. The record is from RefSeq and is a predicted model, not a curated record. Lineage: Eukaryota; Fungi; Ascomycota; Sordariomycetes; Xylariales; Hypoxylaceae. The coding region runs from base 254 to 1645 and encodes 463 amino acids. The transcript has a single exon.